AUGGGGAGAUCAAAGCGCAAAGCUAAGCUUGUCAACACAAACUUCGUAAACAAUGGCUUGAAAACAACGAAAUCUGGGCUUGUAAUGCGUAAAAUGGCCUGGCAAAAGUUCGAAGCCACACAGUCCACCAUGCUCAAAGAUGCCUCCCCAGCUAUUGGUUCUAUGAUAGAAGACAUUAGAAAUGACAUUGUGCUCGGUGGGGAUGAUGACUGGAGCAUAGGCAUCAAUGUUGACCAUACAUCCUCGGACAUGACUUACAAGGAGCUUGCUGAUGUAGUAACGUCGCUUCAGCCAAAGCGAGGGGUUUCGUGGCAGAAUCGAAUAAACGCAUCCCAAGCACACUGGGCAGCAUUAAUUCCCAGUCUUUCUGAUGCUUACCUCAUGUCCAAGACAAGUAAUCCUCAAUGCAUGCCACUCCAUCACCCUGAACCUCCAGAAAACUUGAAUUCCACUCAUAUUUAUGUCAUCGACAUUUUUGAUGGUCGAUCGUACGAGUAUAUACCUCAAGACCCAGAUGAAACCUCAACUACCAUCGCCCUGCUUCGUUCAGGCUACAUUCCACCCACUCCUGUUAAUCCGACUGUUGCAAUAUCAAUACGUUCUCUUGAGCUCCUUCAUGGCCUUAUGCGUUCCUUGUUGAACUUCAGUGUCCAGUCUUUCGCUCGGUUGUUGGCAGAUUUGCAUUGCAUGAGUAGAAACGUUGUAUAUCAACCAUACCUUCGAACGCAGGUGGCAUUGGCUUUUGAUGCAUACUAUUCCAUCGUUAGGAGAGUGAACACCUUCGUAAAACAUGUCAUGGGACAUGACAAACUGGAUUAUUGCCUCAAGAACUCAUGCCCUGCCUGUCAUUACCAGCUUCAUGAUGAACCAGAGCAUUUGGUUGAAUUCAUUGUCACUGGUGAUGGAAAUACUUCUCUAUUGCACCUUCCACAUCGAUAUGAAUCUGACAAUCGAAUUUUUUACAGUGACUACUAUCUACCUCGAUCAGAGGUAGAUGUGUUUGAAAACACAAAGAAGCAAAACUCAACGACAGGAACAAACGAUCCACUCCCAGAGUCUUGUGCCGGAUGGAAGAAUUCUCGGCCAAUGCCUCAAACAAUGAAGGCUGGAUCCCUGGGUGUUAUGGACGAAACUGGUGUCUUCUUGGUUAUUUGCCGGCAUGGCAUUGUUCAAUUCAUCAUGGAUAUGGUCAGGAGCGGGGAAUUGGCCAAGUACCCAGUCGCAGCUGCAAACAAACUAGUCAGCACAUUUGGGAGAAAUAUCCUCUUUGCUUAUGACAUCGGGUGCACCUUCUCGGUCACACUUGCUCACUCUGCAGUCAGUGAUGCUGCCUGUCAGGCCAAUUUUACAUCCUGCACUGGAUCUUUCCAUGGUGUUGCACAUAGCUUCAAAAAAGGGGUGGGUAUUGAAGAUGGUGAAGGUAAUGAGCGAGCAUUCUCUUCUAGUAAUGGUCUGGCUGCAGUAACUCACCAUGCUUCCGCAUAUUACCAGCAUUUCCGAAUCCACCUUCAUUUCGAGAAAUGGGACCAGGAUAAAUAUGAGCGCUUAGGCAACUUCCUAUUAGGGAAUCAUGCAUCUGCAUGGACACAGAUCCGCAAGUCCAUGGAUAUCCUCAAGGUGACUAAAGGUAUACACCCAUCAUUCAAUGUCGAUCGUGACUGCCCGCUGUUCCUACAACAAGAGAAGGAGUAUAUUAUGUCACUGAAAUCUGAGCCGAAGGAUGAACAAGCCAAAAUCGAGUAUCUUGAAGCGUUGGAGCAUUUAGAGGGCGCUGAGAUGGAGCUUCAGCCACUUCUAUCAAGACUAUCUGUGUCACCGACCUCAGAACUGGCCUACCAGGCUCAACGUGCCUGUGUCAGACCUGAUCAUCAUCCCCGGACUGGCACAGACAUUUGUUAUAUUUCCUUCUCGAGUGAGGAAGAUAACUUUCUUCUCUCACUUCCCCUUGCUGCUCAGCUGGAAUCCCUAUCACAAUCCGCUUUGCCGGGUUCCCCCAUUGAGACUGAUCCUGUCCCCCUUGGCCUCAGCUCCAGUGAAGGCUCGGGAUCCCUUGACUUAGAGUCCGAGCAGCUCAGUACCCUGACAGCCUGA
This is a messenger RNA of Cantharellus anzutake, 2091 nucleotides long. RefSeq lists its product as uncharacterized. The coding region runs from base 1 to 2091 and encodes 696 amino acids. The record is from RefSeq and is a predicted model, not a curated record. The transcript has 14 exons. Lineage: Eukaryota; Fungi; Basidiomycota; Agaricomycetes; Cantharellales; Hydnaceae.